This is a messenger RNA of Dictyostelium discoideum AX4, 1344 nucleotides long. RefSeq names its product ethanolamine kinase B (gene etnkB). NCBI's taxonomy places the organism in Eukaryota, Evosea, Eumycetozoa, Dictyosteliales, Dictyosteliaceae. The record is from RefSeq and is a predicted model, not a curated record. Bases 1 to 1344 code for a protein of 447 amino acids. Gene Ontology annotation, molecular function: ethanolamine kinase activity. Gene Ontology annotation, cellular component: cytoplasm. Gene Ontology annotation, biological process: phosphatidylethanolamine biosynthetic process. The transcript has 2 exons.
AUGAACGAGUUUGAAGAUAUUAUUUAUCCAGGUCCAUCACAUGUUACUACAAAUAUUGAAUUUGAAGAUGAAAAUAUUGAAAAUAAUGAAAAUUAUUUAAAUUUGGUUCAAAUUUUAAAAGAAUUGGUUGAUAAUAACUUAAAAGAAGAGAUAGAAUUUAAACCAAUGGUCGGUGGAGUAACAAAUACAUUAUUUAAAUCAUCAUUUAUUACAGGACAAGGUAGUAAUAAGAGUGUUAUUAUAAGAUUAUAUGGUAAAGGAUCAGAACAAUUUAUAGAUAGAAAAACUGAGGCAAACAUUCAAUAUUUAUUAAGUAAGAAUGGAGUUGGUCCAAAAUUUUAUGGUACAUUUGAAAAUGGAUGUAUCUAUGGUUAUGUUGAAGGUGAUCAAUUACAAUUAGAGGAUUUAUAUCAAAAUAAUAUACUCUCAUUAAUUGCAAAAGAAACUGGUAGAUGGCAUUCACUUAAAUUAGAUAUUAAUUCAAAUUCACAAUUAUUAUUAUCUUCAUCAUCUGAUUCGUCUAUUAAAGAAUCAACAACAAUAUCAACAUCAACAUCAACAUCAACAUCAACAUCAUCAACUUCUCCAUCAACUUCUCCAUCAUUAGAAAAUUCAACAUUAUCACCAAGAAAUAUGAAUACACAAACAUCUUCAACAUCAUUAUUUAAAAAUUUAAAUUCAUGGAUAAAUAAUGCAAUGACAUUAACAUCAAAGGAAUCAAAGGGUUCAAUGAUCUCAAAGAUUAAUUUAAACCGUUAUAAAGAGGAAGCAAUGUCUUUAAUGUCCUUCAUUGAAGAACAUUAUAGUGGUGAAGAGUAUAUCAACUUUUGUCAUAACGAUUUAAUACCAAGAAAUAUGAUUUACAAUAAAGAGAAGGGUCAAGUUAAAUUUAUUGAUUUCGAAUAUUCUGGUUACAAUUUUAGAGGUUAUGAUAUUGGUAAUUUCUUUUGUGAAUUCUCUGGUUUAGAUUUAGACUAUACAAAAUAUCCAUCAAUUGAAAUUCAAAAAAGAUUUAUUAAAAAUUAUUUAAUUUCAAUUAAUAAUUGUAAAAAUAUUCAACAAAAACAAAAACAAAAACAACAACAACAACAAAUUCAAAAUAGUAUCAACGAUGAAAAUAUGGAUAUUGAAAAUGAUGAAUUAUUAUAUGAACCAAGUAAAGAAGAAAUUCAUAAUCUUUAUAUCGAAUCAAAUCACUUAACAUUAGGUUCUCAUUUAAUGUGGGGAUUUUGGGGUAUAAUUCAACAUUUCUCUUCUUCAAUCGAUUUUGAUUACAUAGAUUAUGCUAUUAAACGUUUUAAACAAUAUGAUUUAGUUAAAAAUAAAGUUUUAUCUUUAAAAUAA